Messenger RNA from Penicillium atrosanguineum, 636 nucleotides. RefSeq names its product 40S ribosomal protein uS7. Gene Ontology annotation, molecular function: structural constituent of ribosome; mRNA binding; rRNA binding. Lineage: Eukaryota; Fungi; Ascomycota; Eurotiomycetes; Eurotiales; Aspergillaceae. The record is from RefSeq and is a predicted model, not a curated record. The coding region runs from base 1 to 636 and encodes 211 amino acids. The transcript is spliced from 3 exons. Gene Ontology annotation, cellular component: ribosome; cytosolic small ribosomal subunit. Gene Ontology annotation, biological process: ribosomal small subunit assembly; translation.
AUGUCCGACAACGGGGACGUCGAGGUUGCGACCUUCACCUCCCUUCCCAAGGAUGUCCUCGCCAACGAGGGCCAGGUCAAGCUCUUCAACAAGUGGAGCUACGAGGAUGUCGAGAUCCGCGACAUCUCUCUGACCGAUUACAUCCAGAUCCGCUCCCCGGUCUACAUCUCCCACACCGCUGGCCGCUAUGCCGCUAAGCGUUUCCGCAAGGCUCAGUGCCCCAUCAUUGAGCGUCUGACCAACUCCAUCAUGAUGAACGGCCGCAACAACGGAAAGAAGCUCCUGGCUACCCGCAUUGUCGCUCACGCCUUCGAGAUCGUCCACAUCAUGACCGACCAGAACCCCAUCCAGGUCGCCGUUGACGCCAUUGUCAACUGCGGUCCCCGUGAGGACUCCACCCGUAUUGGUUCCGCCGGUACCGUCCGUCGCCAGGCUGUCGAUGUCUCCCCUCUCCGUCGUGUCAACCAGUCCAUCGCUCUCCUGACCAUCGGUGCUCGCGAGGCCAGCUUCCGUAACAUCAAGAGCGUCUCUGAGUGCCUUGCUGAGGAGCUGAUCAACGCUGCCAAGGGUUCCUCUAACAGCUACGCCAUCAAGAAGAAGGACGAGCUCGAGCGUGUCGCCAAGAGCAACCGGUAA